Messenger RNA from Xylaria bambusicola, 2590 nucleotides. Its product is annotated as ABC1 family-domain-containing protein. The record is from RefSeq and is a predicted model, not a curated record. Bases 323 to 2362 code for a protein of 679 amino acids. The transcript has a single exon. Lineage: Eukaryota; Fungi; Ascomycota; Sordariomycetes; Xylariales; Xylariaceae.
AACUACUCGGACGAAUAUCGUCAUUGGUUUGGUUGUCAUCAUGGCAGUUUUUCGAUUUUCUUCUUUAUUCUGGUUUUUUCACCACGACAUCUGUCGCCUAAUGCGCUAAACACGAGACGUUGAUCCCGGUAUCGAUUGAUAUUGCACAUCACCCUCGAGGUCUUUGUUUCCGGGUUUCCACGCGAGCUAGGUUCCAAUCUUCGCCGUCGUCAUCGGAUCGUCACACGAUACAGUUCAAGAGGUCGGAAGCUCUGGCUUCCACCUCAUCCUGCCGCUCCCACUCGCGCAGGUGCCUUGAAGCAACCUGAUUAAGCGGUGAGAUAUGCUACGUGCGCCGGUCGCGGCGCGCCACUGCGCCCGCCACGAGCCAUCCCGAUUCUUGCAUGCCGGCCACUUUGGCGCUUCGAUACCCAGAUCCCGCGUAAGCCACGCGCGCGCGCCCAUACAACUGCGCCAGCAGCGGAGCGUACAAACAAACGGUGCGCCCUUCGAACCGCUUCGCCCACCGUCUCCCUCGUCCCUCGGACAGCCUCAAGCGGCACGACAGUUCAAGCGAGGACGGAAAUGGGGCCGGCGGCUGUUGAUCUUCAGCGCUGUAACGGGGAGUUUAUACUUGGUCGAUCGGACACUGUUCGCGUCAGGCGUGAGCCGCUCCCUGUUCACUUUUGGGACGGGUCUCUUUGUGGCGCUCGAUUACAAAUUGAAUUUUCGGCCUGAGCCUUUAACGGGUGGCACAAUAGAGGACUUGCAUCGGCGUAGCGCCGAGCGGCUUUUCGAAUUGUUAAGAGCCAAUGGCGGACUGUAUCUCAAGAUUGGUCAAGCUAUUGCUAUGCAGAGCGCUGUUCUGCCACCAGAGUUCCAGCGCAUGUUUGCCCGCAUGUUCGAUGAUGCGCCUCAGGUUAGCUGGAAGAACGUCGACAAGGUCAUCCGCCAAGAUUUCGGUGGGAAGAGCGCUGAAGAGGUCUUCGGUGUAAGUUUUACAGGUGAAGAGGGCAAGGGAUUGAUGGAACGGCGCGCUCGAGCUAGCGCAAGUGUUGCGCAAGUCCACUGGGCAAGGUUACCGGACGGCAGGGAGGUCGCAGUUAAAAUACAGAAGCCCGAGAUUGCGAAGCAGGUUGGCUGGGAUCUUUGGGCCUUCAAAGUUGUCAUGCGUGUAUACACAUGGUGGUUUGAUCUCCCAUUGUACUCUAUCGUGCCGUUUAUCACUGAGCGUCUUAUGUUGGAGACGGAUUUCAAAUCGGAGGCAGAGAAUUCGGAAGUGAUGCGCAAACUAGUCAAUUCUGAGCCGUCGCUUAAGGAUAGGGUGUAUAUUCCUCAGGUGUACCCCGAGUUUACUACCAAGCGCGUAUUGGUCACGGAAUGGAUAGAAGGUGUCCGGCUCUGGGACAAGGCCGCGACGACAGGACGUUGGCUUGGCGGCUACGGAAACCCGUCGGCCGGUGUUCACGGCGAGAAGCUGAAGUUUACUCCGGCGGACACAGAAGCUGCGCGCAAGCAGCUGCGGUAUAACCCGUUGAACGAAAAACUGAAGCCUGAACGGGAACAAUGGAAGGGUCGAAACGGCAAAGGCGGACUAGGCCUUAGUAGCAAAGACGUGAUGAGUACGAUGGUGGACUUGUUUUCGGCGCAGAUUUUCAAAUGGGGAGUCGUUCACUGCGAUCCGCAUCCGGGGAACAUUUUCAUCCGUCGGCUGCCCUCCGGCAAGCCCGAACUCGUGCUCAUCGACCACGGCCUCUACGUCUACAUGGAACCUAAAUUUAGACAGCAGUAUGCUUUAUUCUGGAAGAGCCUCAUGACGUUUGAUAAUAAGACCAUUGCGGAUAUAACGGAACAGUGGGGCAUCAAGGCUCCAGAUAUCUUCGCCAGCGCCACGCUCAUGCGUCCCUACGAAGGUGGUGACGGGUCCGCUAAGGACGCGCUGACGAGAGAACUCUCGGGCAAGACCAAAGCCGAACGUCAUUAUGAGAUGCAGCAGCGCAUGAAACAGGGCAUCCGUGACGUUCUCGCGGACGAAGACAAGUGGCCCAAGGAACUCGUGUUCAUUGGCCGCAACAUGCGCAUCGUGCAGGGGAACAACCAAUUCAUGGGAUCCCCUGUCAACCGCGUCAAGAUGAUGGGGAACUGGGCCAGCGCCAGCCUGUUCCAAGAUCGGAACCUGCCACUAGGCGAGCGACUUCUGAACGCUUGGCGCCACCUGCUCUUCAAGACGGUGCUGUUCGCGACGGACGUGGCGUUCUAUACGUUCAAGGUCCGGCAAUGGCUUGGCCUCGGCGGUGGCAUGGAAGACGAAGUAGAGAAACGUAUGGCCGUCAUGGCCAAGGACUUCGGGGUUGAAUUACAGCAUGAGGUGUUUGAGGGUUAAUUCACAGCAGCAGCGCAAUGGGGGACACACAAAAAUGGUUAUAGAUGGCUUGGCUUUGUCAUAGAAGAAUCUCGGCUCGCUCUGUAUAGAGAGAUAGAUCACGAACUACUAACUCCUGUAUACCAAUACCUACGAAUCUGGCUAGGGCCGUGUAGAUUUAAUAGAACACAGUCACGACUACAUACUUAGUAUGCGUGGAUGGAGUAUAUUGAGAGAGAGAGCUGAGCU